Messenger RNA from Penicillium cinerascens, 612 nucleotides. RefSeq lists its product as uncharacterized. The record is from RefSeq and is a predicted model, not a curated record. The transcript is spliced from 2 exons. The coding region runs from base 1 to 612 and encodes 203 amino acids. NCBI's taxonomy places the organism in Eukaryota, Fungi, Ascomycota, Eurotiomycetes, Eurotiales, Aspergillaceae.
AUGAUUGGCAGUUUAUUCUUCAUCUUCAACCGGAUCGUGGAGAUCAUUUUCCUGAUCCCCAUCAUCGGCAUGAUGGCCUGGUUUGUCCACGGCUACCUCCAAGCGAACAUGCUCACACCAGCCUACAUCCUGAUCCUCUUCAUCACCUCCGUCAUCGCCAUCUUCUGGGCCCUCGACACCCUAAUCCGCUUUAGCACAACCAAACGCUCCGCAAUAUUCGUCGCCUUCGUCGACAUGCUCUUCUUCGGCGCCUUCAUUGCCGGCGUCUAUCAACUGCGCUUCAUCGCAAAUGCAAACUGCUCCCACUGGGACGGCGGCUCUGUCUGGGUUUCCCUUGGCCCGUUCGGCGAGUACGGUACCCGCACUGAUAACCCAUUGUCGCUUCACGUGAACAAGUCCUGUGCCAUGCUGAAGACUUGUUUCGCGCUGGGUAUUAUGGAGAUUGUUUUCUUCAUUUGGACUGCCUUCCUGGCGCUGUUCUUGCAUAGCCGUGACCGGGAUCGUGUCGUUGUUAAGGAGACGGUGCGCCGGCGCAGUCAUUCUAGUCGGCGGGGUCACUCUAGUUCUCAUCGUCGUCGGAGCUCUAGUAGGCGGCCGGCUUAUGUUGUCUAG